Messenger RNA from Poecilia latipinna (sailfin molly), 1520 nucleotides. RefSeq names its product regulator of G-protein signaling 5. The record is from RefSeq and is a predicted model, not a curated record. Lineage: Eukaryota; Metazoa; Chordata; Actinopteri; Cyprinodontiformes; Poeciliidae. Bases 810 to 1295 code for a protein of 161 amino acids. The transcript has 6 exons.
CUGCCUGUUUUCUUUAAAGACCCAGUCCGACCAGAAGUAGACUCGGUUUUCAGAAACCAUGGCAACAUGCCUCUGUACAAUCAAGCACUGUGCAAUAUUGAAUAAAUCACCCGAAACACAAAACUAAAGCUGCACUACAUAAUGCGAACAUAUCGACAGCGCAGUAAUGUGUGAAAUAAUUCAUAUUUCAUUUAAGCCUUUUCUUGGUAUUGGUAUCAAGCGUCAAAUUUUAAAACAUGUUUAGAAAUUUUGGAUUUUUUUGUAAGUGUCCUCUGAAUGAACCCUUAAUACAGUGAAAUUAUUUCUGAUAUUCUAAAACCUCAAACUACUGCUUUAACUAAAGGGAGAAGAUGAGCAAAUGCUAGGGGGAAAAAAAACUAACUUGAAUAGCUAACCUUUAUUUCAUUCCCCCCAGAUUCACUGUCACUGAUUACAUGUGUGACAUUAAAACUGAAAAGAUUUAUUUCUUAAGACAUUUGUUGUUUUUGUCUCUUCAAUAACAGAUUCAGGAGUUUUAUGAGAAGGAGGAAAAGGACAUCCCAGCGCUCUCAGAUGGUUGACGUGACUUCACUAAUGAAUGAACCAAAUCGACUAAACUUUUCACCGAGUCUGAGGUCUACCUGAUCUGUUCCCCAUCUCAUCCCUGUUCAGCUCCCAGCUCCACACCUGCUGGUCUGAGAGCAGCAGAUCGACGGAUCAGAUAAGCCACAUGUCCACCGCUGUAUAUAAGAGCGGCGCAUUCAAGCCCCAGAGACAGACGGAUAAGUUAUCUACUGUAAUAAUAUUCUGUUAAGAGCUGGUUUUUAAAUAUGUGUAAGGGACUUUCCUACCUGCCUUCCUCCUGCUUGGAGAAGGCAAAAGGGAUGCGAGUGAAGCUGAGCCACCUGGCUGAGAUCCACCACAAGCAAAAGGUACAAGAUGGAAAAAUCCUGCAGGAUCUGGAAACCCUGCUGGGCAGCAAAAUCGGUCUUCAGGCGUUUCGAGGGUUCCUGCGUUCAGAGUUCAGCGAGGAGAACCUGGAAUUCUGGCUGGCCUGUGAGGACUACAGGGUUUCCCCUUCAAACAUGCAGAAGACCAAAGCCAGCAGCAUCUACAACCAGUUCAUCAACCCUGAUGCUCCACUGGAAGUGAACCUGGAUGCCGAGACCCGUGAGGCUCUGCUGAGCAUGAUGGACUCGCUGUGUGCCGACACUUUCAACCUAGCACAGCAGAGGAUCUACAGCCUGAUGGCCAAGGACUCCUUCCCUCGGUUUCUCCGCUCUCACCACUGUGCAGAGGCCAUCAAGGCUUAUUAAGCUUCCUAGCUGAGAACGGCUUCAGAAACUGAUCUUUUCUGCUGGACUUGACUGUAAUGUGCAAUUUAUUUUAGCAACAUGUUUAGUCAUGCAACAGAAACAGUAGCAUAAUAAUUAUAAUGCUUAAAUGUAGAUGCAAAAAAAUAAAAAAUACUUCCCCCUCUGCACUGCAUAAGCUACUAACAUUUACAAAGACUGAAAUAAAGAGUGGGUUAUAUAAAUCUC